Bursaphelenchus xylophilus (pine wood nematode) is the source of this 521-nucleotide messenger RNA. Lineage: Eukaryota; Metazoa; Nematoda; Chromadorea; Rhabditida; Aphelenchoididae. The record is from the annotation of a GenBank genome assembly.
AUGACGCUAAAACGUAAUUCCGGACCGCCUCGUGCGUGGGGAGACUACUACGUUGGUGGUCGAAAGAAGCGACCGUGGCUGUUGGAAAGUGUCCAUUCGAUAAACCAGAUGAUCCCUGGCUUCAGCGAGAUGUUCGAUGAGGUUGGAUUGGUGUGAAAUUGAUGUGGUUGGUGUGCUUUUUUGUUAUUCCUCUUUUUCUGAGUUUAGAUUUUAAUUACCAAACAUUAAUCUCUAAUAUUGUGUUUGAUGUUGAAGACAUACUCAACUACGGCUUCUGUUAAUUGCAAUUCAAUUUGCAGGAAACCUUCUACAUGUUUGCGUUGAUUGUCUGCAUAUCCGCGUUUCUUUUGGCCUUCUUUUUGUCGAAGGUUGUUGGAGUCCGACUAAAAGAGCAUGACAUUCAAAUUAAUCGACAAUGGAGAGAUUGGCGACCAGCAAACCCAUUCAAAUUCCCGUGGCAUGUGGCCAAAGAGUUCCAAGAAAGAAUGAGGGACCGAAAGAAAAAUGAAAAACAAGAAUAA